UUUUACUGUAAAUAUAAUUUUACAGCAAAGAAAGAUAAACACUCAAUACUUCUUUACUAAUAAGACCCUUAAAUUUUGUACUUCAUACAUUUAUUUAAAGUUUUAUAUAACUAAAACAACUUUUUAGUCACAUUGCAGCAUGAAAACGAGCAGUAAUGAGUUGUUUUCCGUGAUUGUGGUUGUAGUUGAGUGUCACUUCUACAGCUGUUCUCUCAGUGUAAGUGUGUACCUCCUCCGCCCUUCUCCACCUUCUGUCCUGGGACAGGUAAAUAAUUCAAAACACCAGGCCGUAUCAGAUGUGGACUCCUCGCUCUCUCUCUUUUACUCACCCUUUCUCGCCCUAUAAUAGGCAUUUACGGAGACCUGGAAAAAAACCCAUUACAAACAUAAAGAGAGUGUGUCAGCACACACAGAGUAACUACAGCGUGAAAACUUUCACUAUCACAGGUACGUAAAGCAGUCUCUUCAGUGUUUUGCUGUAAAUGUUUCGAUAAUGUUCUCUGAAGGUGAUUUUUACAUGACCAUUGUUGGUUUGUGUAGUAUUAAGUGUGUACUUUCCGACAGAAACAGGAUGUCUGGUGCGAACAGUGACCUUCUUCAUAGAUCAACCUUGAGUGUUUAUAAUAACCUCAUGGAUCAGUUUAAUCCUGGCUUGCAACAGCUGGUUACUUUAGGAAACGGCUACAUCAAGGCUUUUCAAGCUUUGGCUCUGACAAGCGAGGCCUACUUCAGCACUCUUGCUAAGAUGGGCGAGCAAGCUCUCAACACAUUAUCGUCCAGAUCACUUGGUGACGUGUUGAUUCAGAUAUCAGAGACCCAGCGGAAGCUGACGGCUGAAGUGGAGGGAGUGUUCCGCUGGUUCCACGUGGAGGUUCUGCAGGCCAUGGACAAGAAUGUGAAGCUGGAUGAGGAAUAUAUCGAAGGCAGCCGUAGGGUGUAUGAAUUAGAGGUGAGAAGUCAGGCUGCAGCACUGGAGCGACAGCUGAGACGUGGUGCAUUCAGAGACUCGCUGGAGGGCAGUGAGUACAUGCAGUACCUGAGGCAGAGCCAGCAUGAAAUUCUCAAAGAGGAAGAGAGGAGAUAUCGUUUCCUUGCUGAAAAACAUUGUGGACUUACACAGUCACUAUUAUACCUUAUCAACAAGACGGGAGUAUCUCUCCAGCAGAGAGCGGAUGGUUGGAAAGAAAAAGUCAGUGAGAGCAGAAGUUCCAGACCUCGAACACCCACUCCAUCAGAUCAAGAAGCUCAGUUAAAGAGCUCUCUGGGCUCUCUGCUGCAGACUGGAGACCGAGAAAUGGACCGUGAGCCGCUGGGCAGAGUGCCCUCUAGAGCCCCGUCUCCUCUCCCAAGUCGUUCUCGCUCCAGCUCUGUGGGCGAGUCUUUGGGUCUAGGUGGCGGCCGCUCAAUGAGGGCCAUUGUGUCCCAUCAUGCUUCAUCCAAUCCAGUCCUGCUGCCAUUUUCCCGUGGUGACAGUGUGACUGUGCUUAUACCAGAACCACGCAACGGUUGGCUGUAUGGAUGCCAUGACUCAAGCCUCCGUCAAGGCUGGUUUCCUGCUGCCUAUGUGGCAUCCACUGAAGACUUUCUACCUUUGGGCUCAAGUAGCACAUCGCACCGAAGCCACAGCAUGAACAACCUCCUGGAGCCAACCAGCCAAUCAGAAUAUUCAGAAACCCAGGGCUACAGUGAAAUCCUGUCCCCAGUGGUAUCUAUGCGUCGGGCGUCGGCUGAUCUUCGCCCAAUCUCUCCCCUCCCUGAAAAGAACAAUGAGGUCAAGACCAGCCAAAAAACCUACCAUGAGAUUCCGCCCCCAGCCGCACCGCUUCACCGAGGAUCAGCUGAUAUUCGUCCAAUAUCUCCCCUCCCGGCCAGGAGGGCGGAGUCUCAUUUUGAGAGCAAAGUAGAGCACAAAAAUUAUAAUGAACUCCCACCUCCAGCUCCGGCCCUACUAACCUCUCCUUUACCUGAACGAAAGACGGAAUCAAACUCUGAGAAGCCAUCUACUCAUGGACAACCACCAGAGCACCCACUUUUUCCCAGAGGGUCAAAUCCUUUUGCCACCGUGAAGCUCCGUCCCACAGUCACCAACGACAGAUCAGCACCACGAGUCCACUGACAGUGACUACCGCAAAAAAAAACAAAUAUCACCUACACUCUGACUGGUUCAGAGUCUACUAAAUAUCAAACUCAAUUUUAAUAUUAGAAUCAAAACUUGAUUUAAAUGAACUUGCUAUGUCUAGCUGUAUAGUGUCACUCCCUCAUUAUUUACAUUUUCUUUCAGCUGAAUUUAGUGACCUAGAUCAUUUGAAGAGGUUAUAUAGUGAGAAAUGAAAUUAGACAUACUAUAAAAGCAUCCUCCAAAAAGGCCAAAAGUUUUAUGAUAUCAACAGCUUUAUGAUAUCAGAUUGAUGGCAACCCAUGAGUUUCUACAUUUACACAUCAACAAUUAAAAAAGGGAGCGGGUUAAAGUAGGCAUAAAAACAAAACUGACUUGUGUUGUUUUAUGGUGUUAAGUCUGAUUACUAUUUGUUUCUAUAUAGUUGUGUCUGAAUGUUGUGUAUUUGAUAGAUAUAAUAUGUACACGUUUUUGUGAGCGUUUUUUAAUAGGUUUAGUACACAUUUUACAAAAGAUUUUGUGUUUAAGUGUUUAAGCAAAAGUAUUUAUUUAUUACAAAGAAACAAAUCAUGUAUAUUAAUUGUGUGUGAUUGUGAUUGACAAGGUGAGCAUUAUUAUUUACAGUUUUUUUAGGGCUGUCAAUUUCAUCCCUUAAUUUCCUGAGACUAAUUGAAAUAUAUAUAUAUAUUAUGCUUUUAAUACUACAAGAAUUGGAUACUAACACUCUGCACUAGAUGAGUCAAUGAAAUAAAUGAAACUGCAGUAUUUUUUCACAACGCAUGGCUUUAUUUUAUCUCUCUUGAGUAUUUUUUCUCUCAUUUCGUCUCAUCCUUCUCUUCAUGUAUUCAUUGUGUUCAGUGGCUCUAUCACAAGAGAGGAGCGAAAAAGGGAAGGGAUCACAGAUGGAGCGAUAUAAGAAGAAGAAAGGAGCAUUUUGAGGCAUAAACUGAGAAACGUGCCAAAAUAAACAAAA
This is a messenger RNA of Cyprinus carpio (common carp), 3089 nucleotides long. Its product is annotated as brain-specific angiogenesis inhibitor 1-associated protein 2-like protein 2. NCBI's taxonomy places the organism in Eukaryota, Metazoa, Chordata, Actinopteri, Cypriniformes, Cyprinidae. Gene Ontology annotation, molecular function: protein binding. Gene Ontology annotation, cellular component: nucleoplasm; cytosol. The record is from RefSeq and is a predicted model, not a curated record. The transcript has 14 exons. Gene Ontology annotation, biological process: actin filament bundle assembly; plasma membrane organization; actin crosslink formation. Bases 494 to 2116 code for a protein of 540 amino acids.